CCACCUGUUGAGUAUCAACCUCUGCAGGUCCUUACCAUGACUAUAUCCCUAUCGUAGUAACUAAGUAGGUGCGAUAGGCUCCUUCAAGGUCACAGGACCACACAGCAAACCAACACUGAGCUGACCGGUGUCUAUCUCGCUGCUGUACCCGAUCUCUGAUCAGUUAACUCUUCCGUAAAACACACCAUCCUUCCGUCGUUCUCAUGUUGCCUGCGAUGCUGUAUCCGUGUUUGGCCGGGUCGGAUUGGAUAGUUAGAGGUACUUAAGUCCAAGGCACCAGGGAUCGUUGCAACUUGUCUGAUGAGUGCCUUUACCCGCUUCCCCUGAGGUACCCCGCAGUGACCUUCCGGCCCCGCCAGUUGCUAACAGGACGCUACCGGACCUGGGCUCUCGCUGUCAGCACCUCCCUAAAAUCCACCGUAGGAGUCAAGCGACUGAGACUGACUGCUGUCACUACUGCUGCGCCUGCCCCUGCUACUGCUGCUGCUGCUACCACUGCCUUCCUUGCCCGCCGAACUCAUCAACGAGCGACAAUCACAGAACAGGACUGAACCUUGCUCCCAAGGCCUGCAACCUGCUUACCCGCCACCUACUUCACCUCCUGCAUCACGCCUAACAACCUUUAGGUAUCUACCUCCCUUACCCACCAGCCUACCUAGAUGCCCAGGCGCGCUGCUGUCUACCUAUUCCAGCCAGUUCACUCGCUCACACGUACCGUUUGACAAGCGCUCAGACGGGGGAGGCGACUACCUUUUACCAUACCAAAACAUCAAGCUCGCACCAUCCUGUCUUCUUCCAUCAACACCCAACCCUCCAGGAUCCCAUCGAACCCACCGGUCGACCCUCUCUCUCCCUCUCUCUGUCCCCCCUCGCUCGCCGCUUGCCUCUCGCCGUUCGUCGAGAAUCCCACAAACCCUCUCUCCUUCAUCGCUGGUUCAAUUCGAUCCGGCCUGUAGCAUCCUUUACCCUCCCGCAUUCCGUGCUUCUUAGCCUUGCUCGGCCUUCCCGUCCGCCGCGUCACCUUAUCACCCACCGUCGCCGCACCCACCCCCCGAGCGAGGGAACUCCAAGGGCCCCCAAAAGCCCAAGCCCACUUGGCUCGUCGAAGCGGGGGGCUUUCUGCACCACACAGUAAAGCACAGCCUCAGCUCUGCCUUUCGCCAUCACUUCUUGUCGUCCUCAACGCCAAUUCGGCCUACCUGAUCUCAUAUCAGCAGACACCGUCCUCUGCUUGUCGCCGCUGCAUCCCGUCGUCGCCGAAGCAUCCCUUUUCGCCGUAACCUGCGACCGGUCUUUCCCAAACACUUUGGCCGAAUCCUCCCCAACCUCUCAUUUGUUCCAGGAACAAACCACCUUCUUCUGAGCACGACAGAUAUUUUGGGAGUCGAUACCGUUGUCGCUGGCUAUCCUGCGACGAAAUGAGUUCCUCCCGCAAUGAUGCCGGGCAGCCCAACCGCAAGCCCAACCUUCGAGUUACGAUCAUCGCCGCAGAUGGCCUGUACAAGCGAGAUGUCUUCCGCUUCCCGGAUCCCUUCGCCGUCAUCACUGUCAACGGAGACCAAACCAAAACCACGACGGCCCAGAAGCGGACACUGAACCCGUACUGGAAUGAAAGCUUUGACCUCAACGUAAACGAGGAUACCAUCCUAGCCGUCCAGGUAUUUGAUCAGAAGAAGUUCAAAAAGAAGGACCAAGGUUUCUUGGGCGUCAUCAACGUCCGAAUCGGCGAUGUCAUUGAGUUGGCACCAGACGCUGAUGACCAGAUGCUCACGCGAGACCUCAAGAAGUCGACCGACAACCUAGUAGUGCACGGAAAGCUGAUAAUCAACUUGUCGACGAACCUCACCACACCCGCUCGGGCCGGACAGGCCUCGUCUAGCCGACCCUCACUCGCUCCACCGGCGCAAGGUUCUAGCAUUUCGACAUUAUCGGCCCCGACGGCUGACGCUAGGCCGGGUUCUGCGAUGGGUGUUCCUAAUGGCGGCCCGACACCCGGGUCCCAGGUUAAUCUCCCGCACAGGCCGGCCAGCAUGACCUCAAAUGGGCCUCCUCCGUCUGCCAACGGCGCAGCAGCUCCUGCACGCCAGUCCAGCACCCUCAGUCCCUUUGAAGAUGCCCAAGGCCGAUUGCCAGCUGGCUGGGAACGCCGAGAGGAUAAUCUGGGCCGUACAUACUAUGUCGAUCACAACACCAGAACCACCAGCUGGAACAGGCCAACCGUUGCCGGAGCUGUGGAACAGAGGAACGACCGCGAGGCAGCGACCCAAGUGGAGCGCCAGAGACAUCAGAACCGAACCCUUCCCGAGGACCGAACCGGUGCAAACUCGCCGACUUUGCAAGCCCAGCAAGCGGCCGCUGCUCAGAAUGCUCAAAACUCCACGAUGAUGCAUACUGGAGCGACGAGUCCGGGCACUGGCGAGCUGCCGCCUGGGUGGGAACAGAGAUGGACCCCGGAGGGUCGCCCGUAUUUCGUGGACCACAACACUCGGACGACCACCUGGGUCGAUCCCCGUCGGCAACAAUACAUCCGUAUGUAUGGCGGGCAAAACAACCAGAACGGGACGAUCCAGCAGCAGCCCGUAUCGCAGCUGGGACCUUUACCAAGCGGCUGGGAGAUGCGCCUGACAAACACCGCCAGAGUGUACUUCGUGGAUCACAAUACGAAGACCACCACGUGGGACGACCCUCGCUUGCCCUCCUCCCUGGAUCAGAACGUGCCGCAGUACAAGCGAGACUUCAGGAGGAAGCUCAUCUACUUCCGCUCGCAACCCGCGAUGCGCAUUCUUUCUGGACAAUGCCACAUCAAAGUCCGGCGUUCCCAUAUCUUCGAGGACUCGUUUGCAGAAAUUACUCGGCAAUCUGCCACUGAUUUGAAGAAGCGACUCAUGAUCAAGUUUGACGGUGAGGAUGGUCUUGACUACGGCGGUCUUUCCAGAGAGUUCUUCUUUUUGCUCUCCCACGAAAUGUUCAACCCCUUCUACUGCCUAUUCGAAUACUCUGCCCACGACAACUACACCCUCCAGAUCAAUCCCCACUCCGGAAUCAACCCCGAGCAUUUGAACUACUUCAAGUUCAUCGGCCGCGUUGUGGGUCUGGCCAUUUUCCACCGUCGUUUCCUUGACGCCUUUUUCAUCGGUGCUUUGUACAAGAUGAUACUUGGCAAGUCGGUCGUCCUGGCUGACAUGGAGGGUGUCGACGCCGACUUCCACCGAUCUCUGCAGUGGAUGUUGGACAACGACAUCUCUGGAGGAAUUCUCGAGCAGACGUUCUCUACGGAAGACGAGCGCUUUGGCGUCAUGACUGUCGAGGAUCUCAUCCCCGGUGGUCGUGAUAUUGAUGUGACAAAUGAGAACAAGAAGGAGUACGUCGACCUGAUGGUCAAGUGGAGAAUCGAGAAGCGUAUUGCAGAGCAGUUCCAGGCCUUCAAGGACGGCUUCCACGAGCUCAUUCCUCAGGACCUGGUCAAUGUUUUCGACGAACGCGAGCUUGAGCUGCUCAUUGGUGGUAUUGCCGAGAUCGACGUUGACGACUGGAAGAAACAUACCGACUACCGUGGUUACACUGAGUCGGACGAGGUUAUUCAAUUCUUCUGGCAGACGAUCAGGUCAUGGGACGGAGAACAGAAGUCGCGUUUGCUCCAGUUCGCCACGGGCACUUCUCGUAUCCCCGUCAACGGGUUCAAGGAUCUUCAGGGCAGUGACGGACCGAGAAGGUUCACAAUUGAGAAGGCGGGCGAGAUCAACAACCUUCCCAAGGCUCACACAUGUUUCAACCGUUUGGACCUGCCGCCAUACAAAAGUCUCGAAAUGCUGCAGCAGAAGCUCACCAUUGCCGUUGAGGAGACCAUGGGCUUCGGUCAAGAAUAGACGUCCCAUCGAUCACAUCAACCACCCUUGACGCUUCUGCGUGGCAGAAGCACGACCAGGACCUGUGCCACCUUCACAUAGUGGCCAUGUCUCAUUCUGAGUCGAGGCCUGCGUGUCAGAUAUGGUGCCCACUUUACGUUGAAAGAUGGGGCCAGACCUCGAACCUUGUUGGCGUGGAAAUUUGCAGCAUCAAAUUCAUUCGGAUGUUUGGCGUGCGGUAGGGCUCCUUGGAAUAAACCUCUGUUUCUCCUUUCUAUAUGCGGAGGCUUGUGGGAAGUGAUGACGAGACGAAGCGAUUCGAGCCGAAAAGCGGCCAAGUACGAGCAGAGAGUAGCGACGGAAGGACCAGCCGUGUUGUACCAAAAAACUCCUUGGGUGCGGCGAGGUUGUAUCGAGAACUAGACGUCUGCGAUGUGAGUCGUAGCCAGGAGGGAUUAAUAGCGGUCUGAAGAGAAGACACCAAACGACUUGAGUCUUUCAAGGACAAGAAACAGGAGGACUAUCCAUGGAUUGAAGGGCGCAUUUGAUUGUAACGGGCAUCACAACUCCAGUGCGGAAUCCGCAUCAGACAUAGUUUAUUUUAUUUUAUAUACACAC
This is a messenger RNA of Colletotrichum destructivum, 4463 nucleotides long. RefSeq names its product Putative E3 ubiquitin-protein ligase, SMURF1 type. Gene Ontology annotation, biological process: protein polyubiquitination; ubiquitin-dependent protein catabolic process. NCBI's taxonomy places the organism in Eukaryota, Fungi, Ascomycota, Sordariomycetes, Glomerellales, Glomerellaceae. Gene Ontology annotation, molecular function: protein binding; ubiquitin protein ligase activity. The coding region runs from base 1419 to 3866 and encodes 815 amino acids. The record is from RefSeq and is a predicted model, not a curated record. Gene Ontology annotation, cellular component: cytoplasm. The transcript is spliced from 7 exons.